This is a messenger RNA of Solenopsis invicta (red fire ant), 1750 nucleotides long. RefSeq names its product facilitated trehalose transporter Tret1. Bases 86 to 1483 code for a protein of 465 amino acids. The record is from RefSeq and is a predicted model, not a curated record. Gene Ontology annotation, biological process: transmembrane transport. Gene Ontology annotation, cellular component: membrane. Lineage: Eukaryota; Metazoa; Arthropoda; Insecta; Hymenoptera; Formicidae. Gene Ontology annotation, molecular function: transmembrane transporter activity. The transcript is spliced from 3 exons.
UUUACGAUUCGUCGCUCUUUUAGUAUAGUAAAACGUAGUAUUUCUCAAGAAGGUUCAGUCACCAACAGUCUGCAGACAGAUCACGAUGAAGUACGAGAUAGAAAAGAAAAAAAGCAAAAAAGUACAAUGGCAUCAAUGGAUCGCUGGUAUCGGAGUUAAUCUUCUACAGCUGCAAAUGGGACUGAUAUCGGUUUGGAGCUCACCGUACAUCGCAUAUCUGACUUCACCUGAAUCUCACAUCCCCAUGACAAUGGACGAGGCUUCCUGGGUAGUUUCCCUAUUAAACCUAGGCAGGCUAAUUGGCGCAAUUUCUGGUUCUCUUGCUGUCAACUAUCUCGGCACGAAAACAACGAUCUUUGUGACGAGUUUACCAAUAACUCUCUGUUGGCUCUUUAUAAUUGUGGCUAAUCGAGUGGAAUGGCUGUACGCAGCCAGGUUACUAGCUGGCAUCAGUCUAGGAAAGAUGUACAGCUGUUUCUCGCUUUACCUGGGCGAAAUAGCAGAUCCUACUAUUCGCGGAGCUCUAGUUGUCUUAGCUGUUAGUGGAUUAUCAAUAGGCAACCUAAUGAUGAGCAUCAUGGGCGCAUAUUUAAGUAUGACGAUAAGCGCAACGAUAUGCUUCAUCCUAUGCUUCGUACUGAUAAUCAUUUUCAUUUGGUUACCGGAAUCGCCGCAUCAUUUUGUCAAGAUUAAAAAAGAAAAUAAAGCACGAGCCUCGAUACUCUGGUAUCACCGCGAUUGCGACGUAGAAUCGGAAUUGCAAAUGCUGAAGGACUUUCACGAAAAGAACAAAAGUUUAGCAUUCGCGGACGUUAUAAAGGAAUUCAGAAUUUCGUACAUUUGGAAAGCGCAAAUACUCGUGUCCCUGCUCUACAUAUAUCUUCAGAUGUGUGGUUUGAACAAUGUGUUAUUCUACAUGGAAAGUAUACUGCGAAACGCCAAAGUGACCAUCAUAGAGCCAUCAGUGAUCGUAAUCAUCGUCACCGCUACCGGGAUCGUCGGUUCCAUGCUCUCCAUGUUCUUAAUCGAUAAAUUCGGCAGACGGAUUCUAAUGAUCGUCUCCAGUUUGGCCGUCACGAUCUCGCUAAUAUGCCUGGGUACAGAAUUUCAACUUCUCGACGCAGGACAUGACCCCGCCAAUAUUCAGGCUCUACCAAUUUUCUCGGUGUUGCUGUUUCAGAUAUCUCUAUACAUCGGCAUCGUCUCCAUACCAAACGCGGUAUUGGGUGAAAUCUUUCCGCCGCACGUUAAGUGCGUAGCCGGCUGUUUCGCAAGCAUCAUCGGUGCGAUAUCCUCCUUCAUCUCCACGUCGACGUAUCAACCUCUAAUUAAUCUGAUCACGGAAAAAUACUUAUUCUAUGCGUACGCUUUGUUAUUAAUAACGGCCGUACCAUACGCGUAUUUAUGCAUGCCUGAGACUAAGGGCAAAUCGUUGCAACAAAUUCAAGAAGAACUGGACGGAAAAUCUGAACCAAAAAGUUGAGCUCGAAUAUAUUAAUGUCCCUGAUGAUCAUUAAUAUGUCUACAAGAGCUACAAGAAAUUUGUAGCAAAACUACGUUCUUUUUUAUAUUUGUUACAACAGUAUUUACAUGAAACAUCGAUAUAUCAGUAUUGAGAAAUGCUGCGUGAAUAAUGAUCUAUCGAAUUGCAUUCACAAUGGAAUAUUUUCAACUCGAUUGAGCAAAGCUAAAUCAUUAAGUCGGAAAAAACUCUAGGUUCAUUAAAAGCAUCUGAUUAAUAUAUAUAUAU